AUGGACCACUUGCUGCUGCGAGAGGGAUGGACGAUGAAUGUCUAUGCUGCUGUCGACGGUGGCCACAUUUGCUGCAUGACUGCGCUCCCCACAGACCGGGUCGUUACCCUGCGACAAAAGUUGGUCCAUACCUUGGGCAUGGUGCGACGUUUUCGGCUGCUGGCGGGAUGCUGCGUGCUGUCCGGCAACAUGACCUUGGAGGAGGCCGGUCUUUGUGAUGGCUGCUCCCUUCAACUGGUCUGGUUACCGGAGGACGUCUUUGCCACAGCCUCCACGGACACCACUGCGGCCUUUUGGAGCUUGGAGACAGGUGAACGUGUUCAGCUUUUUGAAGGCCAUGAAGAUCAAGUGAUGUGGCUGUGCUUCUCGCCAGAUGGCCAACUACUGGCCUUGGGCCCCAGUGACAGCGGUUUUAGCGAUCCGGUCCCUUGGAUUCCCUUUUGGUGUCUGCAGGGUUUCAAUGGCACCGGCAUCCUGAGGCCACUGCCUCGACGGACCGCACGGCCAAAAUUUGGUGUGCAGACAGUGGGGAAUGUGACCUGGUCGCAGUUGCAGUGA
This is a messenger RNA of Cladocopium goreaui, 558 nucleotides long. NCBI's taxonomy places the organism in Eukaryota, Dinophyceae, Suessiales, Symbiodiniaceae. The record is from the annotation of a GenBank genome assembly.